Messenger RNA from Thunnus maccoyii (southern bluefin tuna), 4023 nucleotides. RefSeq names its product family with sequence similarity 172 member A (gene arb2a). Gene Ontology annotation, cellular component: nucleus. Gene Ontology annotation, biological process: regulatory ncRNA-mediated heterochromatin formation. The coding region runs from base 570 to 1637 and encodes 355 amino acids. The record is from RefSeq and is a predicted model, not a curated record. Gene Ontology annotation, molecular function: siRNA binding. The transcript has 9 exons. Lineage: Eukaryota; Metazoa; Chordata; Actinopteri; Scombriformes; Scombridae.
ACGGGGGUGUUUAUGUGUGUGUAUGAGUGUGUAAGCAAUGCUGGUUAGGGUGAUUGGCUGAUGCCCAGACAGCAUCCUCAAAGGAAUUGUAAGGAGCAGUUGUCGUUGUGGCUGAUGUGUGCCAGGCCACCUUUCUCUCUCUAUGCUUACACACACACAAACACACACUCUGGACCUUUCCCACACCUCCUUUAGUCUUUGCUUUUAGAGAUUUCAGGUGCAAUAGCCAGGACAGACCUGUGGCCUGUCGCCAGAGUGAGCGAGGACGGAGAGGAAGAGAGAGAUGGACACAGUUGAAGAGGAAAGGGAGAGGCUUUUAAAUGGAUGAAAAGAGGGAGAGAGGGAAAGAGAAUUUGUGCCAUACCAGCUGUCCAGCCCUGGCCUGCCAGAUUACCCAGAAGGCCGUUGGAGUCGUGACUGGAAGAACGCUGCUGCAUCCACAGGCCUUGUACCUGCCAGAUGGGGGGGCUGAGGGAGGGAGAGUAAGGAAGUGAAAGGAUCAAGAGAGGAAGCGCAAGUGGGAGAGAGAAAAUAAGCAAUGAAAAACUGAAGUGCAUCAUUUGGCAUACAUGUCCAAUGGGCAACUCAGACAUAUAAAGACAGGAGAACCCUUUGUGUUCAAUGCCAGAGAGGAUCUCCACCGCUGGAACCAGAAACGUUAUGAAGCUCUGGGAGAGAUCAUCACUCAGUAUGUUUAUGAGCUGUUGGAGAAAAAGUGCAACAUGACUAAAGCAAUCCUGCCAGUAGAUGCCACAGACGAUGAGCCCUCCAGUUUUAUCUACAUGAGCCCUAAUGCCUUGUCCAACCCGUCCAAGCUACUGGUGCUGAUCCAGGGCAGCGGUGUGGUGCGGGCCGGUCAGUGGGCCCGCAGACUCAUCAUCAACCAGGACCUGGACUCAGGGACGCAGAUCCCCUUCAUCACCAGAGCCAUGGAGGAGGGCUAUAGCGUGAUGGUGCUCAACCCCAAUGAGAACUACCUGGAGGUGGAGAAACCGUCCAAGUCCUCUCCUCUGCCCUCUCCGACCGAACCCUCGGAUGAACCGGCUGAAAAGAGGGAACGCAAAGAUGACAAAGAGGGCAAGAAGAAGAGAGAAUUUUAUGAGAAGUACCGCAACCCUCAGAAGGAGACAGAGACUGAACGGACCCCAAUACGGGAAAAUGGUUCUUCCGAGGAACACGUGCUGUACGUGUGGGACCACUUUGUGUCCAAAGCCGCAGCCAAGAAUGUCUUCAUCGUGGCCCACAGCUAUGGAGGGCUGUCUUUCGUUGAGCUGAUGAAUCAGAGGGAAAUGCAGGUGAAGAACAGAGUGUGUGCUGUGGCUCUGACUGACUCGGCUCACAACAUCUGGCUACAGGAGACCAGCAAAGGCACACAGGACUGGAUGCAGCAGCAUUGUUGCAACUGGGUAUCGAGUCCAGAGCCCCUGGACACACCGCUGGAUCCCAUGCUGCCAGACUGCCCCCGAGUCUCUGCAGGUACAGAGAGACAUGAGUUGACCUCCUGGAUGAGUUUCAACUCCAUCUUCAGGUUCUUCAGUGAGGUCUUGGAGGCAAAAGAGGACGAGGAGGCAGAGGAGACCUCCAACAUUGUCACCACACGCAGCAGCUCCCUCAAAAACAAACACCAAGAUUUGUAGAGGACCAAGAACAAUGAGUUGGAAUAAGAGGAGUGGGAGGGGGGAUCAGAUGAGGGAGCAACAGAAAGGGAGGCUAAGGUUUCAGCUCCUUUCUGCUAUUUUUUCUUUUUUCUCUCUCUCUCUCUCCCUCUGUAACCUCCAUCUUUCCUGCCCCACUCUUCUCCCUGUGUGUCAUUUCUCCCUUCCGGCCCUCCUUGGCUGUGCGCACACAUAGCCUUGUUGUUGCAAGAGACAAGAGUACAGGGUCACCAUGUAUACAUCACAAUAACGUUUUGCAUUACUUCUAGAUGAACGCAACUGUCAAAGCAAUAUGGGCCUGAGUGUUAGCGCUUCCCAUGGGCUGUGGCCUGGCUGCGGGUAUGGGCCACGGCAGCAGAGAUUAAGGCUGACAGGCGCUGUGCACAAUGCGCUGUGGUGCACCUCUAAUUGUCCUGACAUCAGCCUGAACUGAGCUAAUGCCCCGCCUGCCCUCCAGUCUGCACUGCUCAGUCUCUCCCUCCUCUCCCUCUUCCCCGCUGGUCCUAAAGCCUGGGCCGCUUACCCUGAAAUCAGCUCAUGCUGUAUGGUAUCUUCUGCUAACCAUUAGAUAUCAUUUCAACCUGCUCAGCGCCCUUUUUUUUUUUCUUUAGCCCUUACUCACCUCAAUUUUUUUUAAACAAGUGAACACACGCUCUUAACUGGUCACCAUUUGUUUUGUUUUAACAAAGCGUAUUGUUUUUAUGACUUCUUUAUUCUCUAACCCCACUGCAUAUGCAGUCUGCUUUUAAACUUGACUUCUCUCAUUCAGCUUUGUGUGAAAUAUGGUUCUAAUAUGUGCCAUAUAUCUCUGGGUUUGCUGUGCUUAUAAUAAGAGAGAUCUUUUUCUAAUUUCUCAACUUUGAGCUAAAUUUGAAUGCAUUGUUUCAUACACACGUUCACACUAUUUGAUUUUUAAUAUUAAGCCAAUACUCUUCAGUGCUGUAAAUGUUUACUCUGGAGUAUCCCUGGGUUUGAUCUGCAAAAUUAUGGAGAGUCCAUCUUUAUAUCUUUAUUUCAUAUAUAUAUAUAUAAAUAUAUAUAUAUAUAUGUGUGUAUCCUUGAAAUUGAUGUCUCCAGAUGAUUGAAUGUGAUGAAACAAAUAAAACAAACACAACCUGUGCCGAAUAUGGAAAAUUCAGGACACUGAGCAUAUUUAAAAUCACUUAAAGUCAAGCAUCAAAAUGGGUUUGAGGGAUAUCUCAUUUUAACAGGAGCCAGAAGUCAGCUCACAACACUCAUAAAGCCUCAAUAUAUCGCCUUACACAUGUCAGGAAAUCCAAGAUUUCAAUAUUAUUCUAAGCCUGAAUGAUAUUUCCUUAGAUGUUGGAGAAAUGUAACAUAUCUAUUUUCCCCCCUUUUUUCCGUCCACCAAAGUACUUUUCUUGUGUACUUAGAAGUGACAAAGUCAGCUCCCUGCUCAGCUGCACAUAAUCUGACUAUGUGACACAAACAUGAUAAAAAAAAAAAAAUUUCCAUAAGGCUGGUGUGUUUUAUAAACCACUCAAAGCUUAAUGGAAUACAUUUCUAAUGUGUCAUGACAUUAGUAAAACCUCAAACUGGAUACUAAAUCUUAUGAUACCUUAGACACAUUCUCAAAUAUGUACUUUUCUUUUUUUUUCACUUCAAAUAGUUACCAUUGUUUAACUUUUAUACUGUGAAAUCCUGCCUCUCCUGCCCACUGUGUGCAUGGUUUAAGGCUUUUGUGGAUUAUCUUUCCGCUGUAAUGAGACAACUGUGGCUGAUGGUUGCAGGCCUAAUUUCCUUUUAAUUUGAUUCAGAUCUCUCCAGGUUUCAGCAAAGAAGUUGGCUUAUUAUUUGAUUUGAUGAUUUUCGUUUCAAGAUACCAUUGCUCAUCUUCCUGCUUUUCAGCUACAAUCAGUUCAUUUUUCACUCCAUAAUUUGUAUAUUGUUGCCUUAGGAAUAAACAAGACUCUGCUCACUGUUUUUAAUAGUAUCCAGCAAGCCAUAUGUGAAUGGAACUAAAGAUGUAAGAGCAGCCUAAAUCCAAAGCACAGUCUGCAAAUAAAAGGGGACUAAUUUUGCCAAUUGCUCUUGAAGACAUUAUUUUUUGCAGAUGGUUUAUAUGUUGUAUUGGUUUAAGAAACACACAUUUUGUUUUAAGCGUUUGGAUUUUAUGAAACCGCGAGUGUCCUGCCAGGUCACAUAUUUUUCUUAAACUCUCAGAUGUCUGUCUCUUUUUCUUUUUAACCAUUCUGGCUUUAAACGGUUUUCUUUCAAAGUUAUUCUAAAGUUUCUUCAACGCAGUUAUGACUCUUCAUUUUACACAAUUGAUUCAUUUUUGUAAUUAACCUGUAAAACCUGUCGAAAGCAAAUAAAAUGAACUUUUGCACCUUGGUUUUUACCUGUC